Molecule: messenger RNA, 3076 nt
Organism: Diabrotica balteata
Lineage: Eukaryota; Metazoa; Arthropoda; Insecta; Coleoptera; Chrysomelidae
Source: the annotation of a GenBank genome assembly
GGACAUUUCUAUUAGUUUUAACUACAGAAUCUAGUAGUGCGUAGCAACUAGACAUUUCUCUUUUCUUACUUAACUGACAGAAAUCAGGUGGCUUAAAAAUAGAUGUUUUACGAUUUUUAGGUUAUGGACCUUUAGAAUGGAGUUUUGUGAUUAGAACUAUUAUAGAAAAUAUUGCAGGAUGCAAUUAAAAAUAUCUAAUGAAGUAUUAAUACCAUGUAAUUAGGAAUAGUUAAGUAACAAAGAGUCAUGGAUUUCGUGAUCGGGGGUUUGGCAGCCAGCGGGGCAUCCAUAUUUAGCAACCCCUUCGAUGUGGUCAAGACACGCAUGCAAUUGCAAGGAGAACUACAAGCCAGAGGGAAACACCAAGUUUUUUACAAAAACGUCUUCCACGCUGGUUGGGUCAUAGCGAAAAAUGAAGGCAUUCGAGGGCUUCAGAAGGGACUCGGAACUGCUAUACUGAUGCAUUCUGUCAGAAACAGUACCAGACUUGGUAUCUAUCAAUGGCUACAUAAGAAAGAAUACUUAACCAACGAACAUGGAAAAACUAUUUUUUACCGCAGUGCCUUAGCAAGCGCCUUUGCCGGAGCGGCAGGAGCAUUUUUGGGUAGUCCUCUCUUUCUAGUUAAGACACAACUCCAAUCACAAGCUGCGGAUAGUAUAUCCGUAGGCACACAGCACGGUCACAAGGGAGCCUUUGCUGCGUUUAGAAGUAUUUACCAUAAAGAUGGGAUAUCUGGAUUGUGGAGAGGAGGCAACGCAGUGGUCCUAAGAGCAGUCGUAGGCUCCUCAGCGCAACUAACAUCCUUUGCUAUAACCAAAGAUAUGCUGAGAGAUUAUGAAGUGUUUGUCAGAUAUCCCAUAGUGACUUCGUUCGUUGCCAGUAUUAUAGGAGGUGUAUUCCAGUGUAUAUUGAUGAAUCCAUUCGAUUUGGUGUCUGUUCGACUAUAUAAUCAAGGAGUCGACCAAAACGGAAGAGGACUUUUGUACAACGGAAUAUUCGACGCUUUCGUCAAAAUCGGCAAAAAAGAAGGUUUAAGAGGCUUCUACAAAGGCGUGACUGCCAGUUAUGUGAGACUUGCGCCACACGGUGCUCUGUGUUUAGUAUUCUGGGACAUGUUAAAAGAUUUGCAUGAAAAACAUCUCGCAAAAAGUAAGGUUACUUCGCCAAAGUAUGUCAAAAGUGAAAACAAAGAAGUUAGAUGAUAAAAUUUAGAUUUUUGUAAUUUGUUUCGGGUAAAAUGCAUUUCAACUUCAGAGAGUGUUUUUGUAGCUAGAAUGUCAAGCUUGAUUCGAAAUUGACGUGUUCAAUAUGGUAAAUAUUGAAUACAAAGAAACGUAAGGUUUUUAUUUUUUAAGUAAAUGCUUACAAAAUGUCUAUGCAUUCGCACUGAAUAAUGUUUUCUCUUGUGUAUAGGUCUCUCAAACAAUUUUUAUAAAACUGUAUAAAAGUUUUGUCCCAAUUUGCGAAAAUUUUUAGUUUUUUUUUUUUCAAUUCAUUUAGUUCAUUGCAUUUUAUAUGAUUUUUUUUUAUAUUCGACUUACGAAUGAAUUUCACCAUAUUUACAUGUAUGAAGUAGCAUGGUUUUUCAAUUUAGUGAAAAUGUGGUGAUUCCAUAUCAAAGUGUAUUAGGUCAGGAGGAUUGAGUGGGUGUCACACUCUGGCUGUGGUGUAAACUCUGGCGUUACAAUGAAGGAAUAAGCACUCUGUUUUCUUUUAUCUCUUUUUGUCUGUUUAGAUAUUGUUCUGAAGCUAUUUUCUUGUGGCAUUUUAAUGAAAUUACCAUUUUUAUUGGGAAUAAGCCACAAUUUAAGUUUAAAAUAAGUUUAUUUUUGACGUUUCGAUACAAAUUUUGUUUUUUGUUACUUAAAGUGUGGCCUAUUCACAAUAAAAAUAGUAAUUGUCUGUGUAGAGCCUUACAAGCAGAAUCAACGUUGAUGGAGGUCGAUUUGUGUAUAAAAUCGACCAAUUAUAUCCUUUUUCUGCCAUAAAAUAUGCUUGCCCUGAUUUUCCUACUUGAAAACCAAACUUUGAUUGUUUUUACUAAUAGAGAAUGAAUUUAGAGCUUUUGUAGGUACCCUACUGACAUUUUUUAAAUUUACCUUCAACCUAAAUAUGAUUUUUUGGAAACAUGGCAUCCAAUGUAUACACAUUUUUCUAAUUCAAAUUUUUCGAAGGUAUCAGGUCGUUAGAGUAAAGUAAGGGAGUUAUAUUGUUCUUCCAAACGUGUUCUACGUAAGCCAGACGAUAUGAAGUUUGGCAUUGUAAUGAAGAUAAACCAGGACUAAUCAUGCUCCUUCUAUUGUCUUCUUUAGGAUCCCACAACAGGCACUAAUACUGACGAUCGUCGCCUUAUUUAUAAAAUCGACAAAUAAGAUCCUUUUUAAAUCCAAAAAUACUAAUUCCAUGGUUUUCCUUCUUUAAAACUGAGCUUCGAUUUUUUAGUCGAUGAAAAAUGAGUUUGGUGGUACUGCAGGUUUUCCCACAGGAAACGAUGUGUCUCCAGUCUUUCUCGUUUUAAUUUGAAAUUAUACGAAAAAUUAGCCUGCAGCCUAAAUAUAAUUUUAGCUAUGUUCUGAAGUCAACAUGGCACCCUUUUCCACAUAGUUUCCUAAACCAAAGUCUACCUUUACAAAUUUUACCCUACAAAAAUAUUUUCUUUGCACUUUGUAACAUUAUGCUUAUUUAUUCAUCCGCUUCACAUGGUAGCGAUGCAGACUAGUACUUUUUUGGUUACAAAUGUGAUAAUACCACCAUGAACAAAAACAAACCUUUUAUAUGGAAUGAAUUUGAAAUUACCCUCUUCGAACCACCACUAAUUGUCCAUAUCUAAUUUACUAAUAAAGCGAGUUGGAAUUAGUUUAUUUUUCAUAUUUUUUAAACUAAAAUAAAACAAUAUUACAAAAUUUGCAAAAAAUUGAUAACUAUCCAAAUUUUCUAUUAAAAAUGAUUUAUAAAAGCGUAACAAAUUUUAGAUUUGUUUCAAAUUUAGUGCGUUUAUGUAUGUAUUUUGUAGAUAUACUGACGUUAAUUUAUUUGUGUAUAUGUGAUCUUUAAAAAUAUUAAUAUAUUUCAAAU